Molecule: messenger RNA, 249 nt
Organism: Parastagonospora nodorum SN15
Lineage: Eukaryota; Fungi; Ascomycota; Dothideomycetes; Pleosporales; Phaeosphaeriaceae
Exons: 2
Coding region: 1-249 (82 amino acids)
Source: RefSeq, a predicted model, not a curated record
AUGUGUACAGCUUCAGGAAGUGAAUUCGACGGCAAAACCCUGCUUGCGUCCUAUCGUAGUCUGCGACCUGUGGCGCAACCUGUGGAUGUGUCUAAGUCAAAUGUGGAAGCAUUUGGUGGAGACUACUGUGGCAAGCCGCCCUUCUUUGCCCUUGUUCGAGUCGGCAAAGGGCUAGUGAAGGGCGUGCUGGCCGAGAGACCACAGGAUCAAGCGGGUACAGUGAUUAUGUUCGAGAGGUUCAGCAUAUGA